Molecule: messenger RNA, 1740 nt
Organism: Rhinopithecus roxellana (golden snub-nosed monkey)
Lineage: Eukaryota; Metazoa; Chordata; Mammalia; Primates; Cercopithecidae
Gene: SIX6
Product: SIX homeobox 6
Exons: 2
Coding region: 442-1182 (246 amino acids)
Biological process (GO): eye development; regulation of transcription by RNA polymerase II
Cellular component (GO): nucleus; transcription regulator complex
Molecular function (GO): RNA polymerase II cis-regulatory region sequence-specific DNA binding; DNA-binding transcription factor activity, RNA polymerase II-specific
Source: RefSeq, a predicted model, not a curated record
GCAUGUCUUUUCAACCUCCAGGUUCUGCAAAAUACUGAGGAAAAGUCCGGGGACUAACGGCGGGCGCUGUCGAGCACGGGGAGGUGCUGAAACAGUCCUGGCUUGCUGGUCCAAGCUUUGAUUGGCAGAGCCAGCCGGUGACUGACAAGGGGUCUCCAUGGCGCCCGCGCCGCCAAUCCGCCCACCCCAGUAGCUGAGCCAGCUCUCCUGGCGGCGUGCUUGGGCCGAGCCAAGCCCGAACCCCAAGCCGCGGAGCCAGCACCUCCUCCAGUCUGGUCCGCCCGCUUCCGGCCGUUGCGCCACCGCCGCCACCAGUCGUGUGUCCCCGCUGCCCCAAUCCGCCUCAUCGACAAGAGCCUGGCGCACUCAGCUAGGCCCGCGGGCAUCUGCUGCGUGUCCCGCUCCGGGCUCAGUGCCCUGGCCGCUGCCGGCGCUGCCUCGAUGUUCCAGCUGCCCAUCUUGAAUUUCAGCCCCCAGCAAGUGGCCGGGGUAUGCGAGACCCUGGAAGAGAGCGGCGAUGUGGAGCGCCUGGGUCGCUUCCUCUGGUCGCUGCCCGUGGCCCCUGCGGCCUGCGAGGCCCUCAACAAGAAUGAGUCGGUGCUGCGCGCAAGAGCCAUCGUGGCCUUUCACGGUGGCAACUACCGAGAGCUCUACCAUAUCCUGGAAAACCACAAGUUCACCAAGGAGUCGCACGCCAAGCUGCAGGCGCUGUGGCUUGAAGCACACUACCAGGAGGCUGAGAAGCUGCGUGGAAGGCCCCUGGGGCCGGUGGACAAGUACCGAGUAAGGAAGAAGUUCCCGCUGCCGCGCACCAUUUGGGACGGCGAACAGAAGACACACUGCUUCAAGGAGCGCACGCGGCACCUGCUACGCGAGUGGUACCUGCAGGAUCCAUACCCUAACCCCAGCAAAAAGCGUGAGCUCGCCCAGGCAACCGGACUGACUCCCACGCAGGUGGGCAACUGGUUCAAAAACCGCCGACAAAGGGACCGAGCGGCUGCAGCCAAGAACAGACUCCAGCAGCAGGUCCUGUCACAGGGUUCCGGGCGGGCACUACGGGCGGAGGGCGACGGCACGCCAGAGGUGCUUGGCGUCGCCGCCAGCCCGGCCGCCAGUCUAUCCAGCAAGGCGGCCACUUCAGCCAUCUCCAUCACGUCCAGCGACAGCGAUUGCGACAUCUGAGUUGCCCAUCCAGGAUGCUAAGAAGCAGAUUCCAGUGUAAAAACGAGAAAAACAAAAUGAAAGAGGGAAAGAAGAUGAGAGACCUGAAAAUCCAGCGCCAGAGAAGCCAGGUGACCAGAGACCCGCGCGCUCGGGUUGCCGUUUCCCGCCCCACACCGCGGCCGGCCUGGCUCCACUGGCGCCCUUUGGCCGCGACCACAGGAACCCGCGGUGAGGCCUGACCCAGCACCACGUUCUUCUCGCUUUGCUUUUUCCUAAGGAUUUUGCUGCAAAGUCGCCUUCGGAACCGAACUGCAAGCUGAGCGCCUGCCCAGAUUCUCCCAUGGGUAUUUCACGUCGAAAGGACGCUGUUAUAUAUGUAUAACUUUUGCUUUAAAGUUUUUUUUUUUAACAAAACAUAUAUAUGCUGUUUAUUUACUUAUUUAAGAGACCGCCAUGGUAGGUUUCUCUGUAGCUUGGGGAACUUGCUGUUUCUAAACAUGCAGGCUGGUGCUGAUGGGUUCUGUGUGGAGAAGCCAAACAAUAAAACAACCUAGUGGGCAACCUUCUUAAUUAAGG